CAGCUGCUGUUGUUUAGUUUCACUCAGUAGUCAAGUCCAGUUGAGCUGUCACAACGCUAACCUGAAGAUGGCUGCAGCAAGAAACAGGGUUUUUGUUAUCGGGGUGGGAAUGACAAAGUUUGAAAAGCCGGGUGCAAGAGACAUCGAUUACCCAGACAUGGCCAAAGAAGCAGGGCAGAAAGCACUGGCGGAUGCUGGGAUCAAUUACAGUGACGUCCAGCAAGCCUGUGUAGGCUAUGUGUAUGGUGACUCGACAUGUGGCCAGAGGGCUAUUUAUCACAGUCUGGGUUUGUCAGGGAUCCCAAUAAUCAACGUCAACAAUAACUGCUCUACCGGCUCCACAGCGCUGUUUAUGGCCCGGCAGCUCAUUCAGGGAGGCUUGGCUGAUUGUGUUCUUGCCUUGGGCUUUGAGAAGAUGGAAAGAGGUUCACUAUCCUCAAAGUACAUGGACAGAACCAACCCUAUGGACAAGCACAUGGAGGUGAUGAUCAACCGUUACGGGGUGGCGGCGGCACCAGCUGCACCUCAGAUGUUCGGCAACGCUGGAAGAGAACACAUGGAGAAGUACGGCACGAAACCAGAGCAUUUUGCCAAAAUUGCUUGGAAGAACCACAAGCAUUCCACCAAUAAUCCAUACUCUCAGUUCCGGGAUGAAUAUAGUCUGGAGCAGGUCAUUAACUCCAGGAAGGUCUUUGAGUUCCUCACACUCUUACAGUGUUGCCCGACAUCUGAUGGGGCAGGAGCUGCGGUUCUGGCCAGUGAGAAGUUUGUGAGGAGGAACGGACUGGAGAAAAAGGCUGUGGAGAUCAUUGCACAGGAAAUGGUCACAGACCUCACCAGUACCUUUGAGGAAAACAGCUGUAUGAAAAUGGUUGGUUAUGACAUGACCCAUCUUGCAGCUCAGAGGUGCUUUGACGCUGCUGGUCUGAAGCCAUCAGAUGUUGACGUCAUCGAGCUGCAUGACUGCUUCUCUGCCAAUGAGCUCAUCACCUAUGAAGCUCUGGGACUGUGUGCUGAGGGUAAAGCUGGUGAGCUGAUUGAUCGGGGUGAUAAUACAUAUGGUGGCAAAUGGGUGAUAAACCCCAGUGGAGGACUCAUCUCUAAAGGACAUCCGCUUGGAGCCACAGGUCUGGCUCAGUGUGCAGAGCUGUGCUGGCAGCUGAGGGGGGAGGCGGGGCCUCGGCAGGUCCCCGGGGCAAAGGUCGCCCUGCAGCACAACAUCGGUCUUGGUGGAGCGGUGGUCAUCACUCUCUACAGGAUGGGCUUCCCUCAAGAAACAAGCUCUCGGAUCGCUGCAGUGGCCACCAGCGCAACCAGUGACCUCAAAGGCUUCAAAGCUCACACUGUCUUCAAGGAGAUAGAGAAGAAGCUACAGGAGGAGGGAGAGGCAUAUAUCAAGAAAAUUGGUGGUGUUUUCGCUUUCAAAGUGAAGGACGGUCCAGGUGGAAGUGAAGCAUUAUGGGUCGUGGAUGUAAAAAAUGGCAAAGGUUCAGUGACCAAUGAUGCAGGUAAAAAGGCCGACUGUACUAUCUCUAUGUCCGACUCAGAUCUGCUUGAAUUGAUGACGGGGCAGAUGAAUCCACAAACGGCAUUUUUCCAAGGAAAACUAAAGAUAACUGGGAAUAUGGGAAUGGCCAUGAAACUUCAAAACCUUCAGCUGACGCCUGGAAAAGCCAAACUGUGAAACUGCAUCUACUGAUGAACAGGGAAGUGGCACAAAUUCAUGCAAAUGAGUUGUGUGGAGAGAUGCUAGAAUGGUUAAUCGAUUUCGAAAUAUAAUUUUUUUGCUGAAAUUGUAUGAAUGAAGUUGUGUAAUAUUACACAAUAACAGUGAGUCUGUUGGCCAUUGCAACGUAACUGCAUAAAGAAUACUGUGUUACUAACAUACCUGAAAGACAUAAGCAAAGCAAGU
Sinocyclocheilus rhinocerous is the source of this 1912-nucleotide messenger RNA. It is a transcript of the gene scp2a, whose product is annotated as sterol carrier protein 2a. Gene Ontology annotation, molecular function: acyltransferase activity, transferring groups other than amino-acyl groups. The record is from RefSeq and is a predicted model, not a curated record. NCBI's taxonomy places the organism in Eukaryota, Metazoa, Chordata, Actinopteri, Cypriniformes, Cyprinidae. The coding region runs from base 68 to 1684 and encodes 538 amino acids. The transcript has 16 exons.